AUGGAGAGCUGCACCCAACUUUGCGUACGCCUCCAUGAGCUGGUCGCUCGAACCGGAUCUACGCCUUCCCGCGACGAGCUCGACUCCCUUCUCAGCGACUGGAAAUCCGAUCUGCCGCAUGGUCUGGCUCUGGACACCUUUCAAGAGCUUCAAUCCAGAUCAUGUCCCUUUUGUGAACUCUCCCUAGCCGCAAUCACACAUACAGUGGCCGAUGUCAAGCGAAUCGCCCCGGACCAAGCCGUCGAUGUGGUUCUGUUCCCAGAAGAGACAGGAUUCCGAUUGUCGUUUCCAUCUCGACUUGGAACGCAGCUCUUAUUUGUCGCAUCUGAAGAAAGCCAAGCAGCGAGCCCCGAUUGUUCAAGGAUCAUCGAGUCUUCCCACAUAUCGCCGGGAACGAUAUCUAGAUGGCUGCAUAAAUGUGAUAGUAAUCACACCAGUUGUGUCCGACCAGCAGUGAUAGGGCCAGACGUAACUAAUCAUGCCGAUUAUCAGCUGGACACUAAUGUGAUCGCUCAAGAUCGGCCUCUGUCGGGAGAGGAUUUUUUUGAGAAGCAUACAUCUAACUUUCGAGUCCUGGAUCUCGAGACGCGUUGUAUCAAAAGAGUUGCAUUGCAUGCUAGAUACGUUACCCUCAGUUAUGUCUGGGGUCAGAUUCCCAUGUUCCAACUGCAGAGAGGGAACAUAAAGGAAUUGGAAACAACGGGCGCCCUAGAUUUGGUUCUUUCGGGCCUGCCGAGAACAGUGCAAAAUGCGAUCGACCUCGUGAAAUCUAUUGGCGAAAGAUACCCCUGGAUAGAUGCACUAUGUCUGAUCCAGGACGACAUGCAAGAUGUCAACCUCGGCAUAGAACUCAUGAACUCCAUCUAUUCAGGCUCAUAUUUCACACUUGUGGCCGCGACUGGUGCCGACAGCAAUGCCGGGCUCCCCGGAUUCCAAGAUACUCGGGCUUCGGGUUUUCAGAUUGUCAAGGAGCUGGUUCCACGGGGCAUGCGCAUGGCUGUGGUUCACAGUAUUGACUGGCACCUCGAAAAGUCAACCUCCAGCUCACGAGGAUGGACCAUGCAAGAACUCGUUCUCCCUCGACGCACUGUCAUAUUUAUCAACAAUCAAGUGUAUUUCCGCUGCCACGGGGCAAAUUGGAGCGAAGAGAUUUGGUCAGACAAGUUUACGAGCUGGCUUGAUCCUGAUGACAGCAACAUUAGCCGCAUCCCACAGAUAGAUGAAGGAACAGUCAUCUUUUUAUGGGUAUACCAGAAGCUCUGCGAAGACUACUCUCGGAGGAUGUUACGCAAUGAUGGGGACGCUCUUCAAGCAACUGCUGGCAUUAGUCGCCCAUUGUUUGCAGGAAUGGGAACAUUUGGCACCUAG
Molecule: messenger RNA, 1368 nt
Organism: Clonostachys rhizophaga
Lineage: Eukaryota; Fungi; Ascomycota; Sordariomycetes; Hypocreales; Bionectriaceae
Source: the annotation of a GenBank genome assembly